UGCAUCCAUUAUUUUUUUUUUUUAUCCAUGGCGCGAAGGCUGGCUCUUACGUUCUUUAUGUAUUUUAACGUUUCACGGCGCUGCGAGAGGAAGAGACCGACUACUCCCCUCUCUCUCUGACCGAGAAGGGCAUCUCAUAGGCGGGCCGUCAUUACCAGCAGCUGGCGUCUCAACGGCGCAGUGAAGCUAGCAGGCUAAUGUCAGCAGUAGGUGGCAGCAGGUAGCUAAUUGCUCUGUAGACGUCGGGAACAUGGUUUGUCAUGAUCACAAUAUGCAAUCGACAGCGGGAGGCAGCGUGCAUGUAAAAAGGUCUUCUGGAAUCCUAAAAAACGAUGAUAGAAACACAGCACUUUCACAACCUGACUGAAAUCCACCGUUGAAUCACUCGUGGCCAUUCAUCACGGAUGUCGUGAAAUACACGACGUGUUCGAUUCAACAUGGAGAAAAAGAAAAUGUGCCCACGACUCCUGGACUACUUGGUGGUGGUCGGUGCAAGGCAGCCGAGUAGUGAUAGUGUGGCCCAGACGCCUCAGCUCCUCCGCCGAUACCCACUGGAGGACCACCGGGACUUUCCACUCCCACCAGAUGUGGUGUUCUUUUGCCAACCAGAAGGAUGUCUGAGUAUACGCCAGCGAAGGGUUAGCCUUCGUGACGACUCCUCAUUUGUUUUCACGCUGACUGACAAAGACUCAGGAAUUACUCGCUACGGAAUCUGCGUCAACUUCUACCGAUCAUUUCAGCGCGGGCAUCACCGUGCUCGUGCGGACAAGAGCGGUCACACAGAGACAGCAACGCGAGGGGGGGACUCUGCGAGCGAGGGGUCCGAUGGUAGCAGUGGGGGCCAGUCGUCUGCGUUGUCAGCGCCCAAGAAAGAUGAGUCAGCUCCUCAGCCUGCUUCUGGAGAUGACGUUGAACAGCAAAGUACUGAACUAAACACUGAAAAAGCUGGCCAGCUCAAACGAAAUGCAGAUAAAAUGGCUGCCAGGAAUCGCAACAGUACACUGACGUCACUAUGCAUACUCAGCCACUACCCAUUCUUCUCCACCUUCAGGGAAUGUCUAAGUAUUCUCAAGAGAAUGGUGGACUGCUGUAGUCAGAGGUUAACACAGCGUGCUGGACUGCCCCACACUUUCCAAAGGGACACCAUGUGGCGCGUAUUCACUGGGGUGCUUUCAGUGGAAGAGAAGGGUAGCCAGCUGUUGGCUGACCUGCGGGACAUUGAAUCCUGGAUAUACAGGUUGCUACGGUCCCCAGUGCCUGUGGCAGGUCAAAGGCGUGUGGAUGUGGAAGUUCUGCCUCAUGAAAUGAAACGGCCUCUCACCUUUGCCCUACCUGACAACUCCCGCUUCUCGAUGGUUGAUUUCCCAUUGCAUUUGCCUUUGGAGUUGCUAGGUGUGGAUGCCUGUCUACAGGUGCUCGCCUGUGUCCUGCUCGAGCACAAGGUUAUUCUCCAGUCUCGAGAUUACAAUGCUCUAUCAAUGAGUGUAAUGGCAUUUGUGGCCAUGAUCUACCCUUUGGAGUACAUGUUCCCUGUCAUCCCCCUAUUGCCAACAUGCAUGACCUCUGCUGAACAGCUCCUUCUUGCCCCUACUCCCUAUAUUAUUGGUGUACCAGCUAGUUUCUUCCUUUACAAAGCCGACUUCAAAAUUCCAGAUGAUGUAUGGCUUGUAGAUCUGGACAGCAGCAAGGUUAUAGCACCUACAAACGCGGAGAGUCUGCCAUAUCUUCCAGAGCCAGAAGCUGGCGAGCUUAAGAAACAUCUGAAGCAGUGUCUGCUUAGGUUGACUGUGAUCACCCAAAAGCAGAUCUUCUCCUGUGAAAAUAAGGCCUUGGCGAGUAUGAGUUUAAACACCCAGCCCAUUUUGAACUUGGAGAAGUUUCAGGAAGGUCAUGAAAUGCCUCUGCUUCCUCCUGGACGUGAUAAAGCCUCUCCAUCAUCCACGGAGUUCAACCCCCUCAUUUACGGCAAUGAUGUUGAUUCUGUGGAUGUAGCCACCAGGGUGGCGAUGGUACGGUUCUUCAACUCCCAAAAUGUUCUCCACGGUUUUCAAAUGCACACAAGGACUUUGCGCCUCUUCCCACGCCCCGUGGUGGCUUUCCAGUCAUCGUAUUUUCUUGCGUCUCGACCGAGGCGCUCAAGUUUUGCCGAUAAGCUUUCCCACACACAAGCCGUGGAGUACUAUGGAGAGUGGGCUCUCAAUCCGACUAACCUCGCGUUUCACAGGAUACAUAACAAUGUGUUUGACCCGUCCUUAAUCGGCGACAAACCCAAGUGGUAUGCUCACCAGCUUCAGCCAGUGGUUUAUAGAGUGUUUGAUGGAAGCUCGCAGCUGGUUGAGGCUAUGGCAAGUCCAUUUGAGGAUGAGAGCAAUGACUCUGAUCCUACGGACAGCGGUAGUGACAGUGAGGCAUAUGAUGACUCAAGUUCAUCCUAUUCCUCACUUGGAGACCUUGUAAGUGAGAUGAUACAAGGAGAUAUUCAGGGUGACACACCAAACUCUUCAGGCCUAGAACCACACACCCAUGCUGCUCUGGGAGACGCAAGUGAGGUGGAGUUUCAAGACUUUCGGGACUUCAGAGACGGACAUGGCCCAGGGAGUUCAUCGAGCGGGGACGGUCCUGCAGAACAUUCAGAUGGACAGCCCCAUCGCUCAAGCUCCAGCACAACUGCAAGCUCCAGUCCCAGCACUAUCAUCCAGGGAGUUAACAAUGACCAAGGGGAAGCACCUGAUAGUGAGGCACCAGCCGCCUCCGCCCCACAGAACCCUGUCCCAGGAGUUGGUAGCCAGCCGUUUUUGAGACCUACAGCUGAUGCUAGCCAGGGGGACUCGGCAAUACGAAAACAAGAGUAUGACAACCCCUAUUUUGAGCCUCAGUAUGGCUUCCCCUCUGAAGAUGAUCCUGAUGCAGAAGAACAAGUGGAGUCAUACACCCCUCGAUUCAACCAGAACCUCAAUGGCAACAAGGCUCAGCGUCCUUCACGUCCCAUUAGUCUGAGACUUCCUGGGGAGUCUGACGGAGAGGGAGAUUCUCAUAACAGCUCACCAAACUCAACUAUUUCCAACAGCAGCAAUGAUGGAUUUGGAGGAUUGAUGUCCUUUGCAAGUAAUCUUUACAAGAACCAUGGCACUAGUUUCAGUCUGUCCCAUCUUGCUCUACCCAACAAAGCUGCAAGAGAGAAAUCGACACCUUUCCCCAGCCUCAAAGAUACGCCUGACAGCCCGGGAGGUGCUCGUGCACCUCGGGCACUUGUGGAUCAGAAGUCUUCUGUCAUCAAGCACAGCCCAACAGUGAAGAGGGAAUCGCCAUCUCCUCAGGGUGGCAACAACACAAGUGAAAACCAGCAGUUCUUAAAGGAGGUUGUACAGAGUGUUCUAGAUGGACAAGGAGUCGGCUGGCUCAACAUGAAAAAAGUACGCCGCCUGUUGGAGAAUGAGCAGCUCCGCGUCUUUGUGCUAAGUAAACUGAAUAGAGCCACCCAGUCCGAGGAAGAUUCCAGACAGGAGAUCAUACGUGAUGUGGAGAUCAGCAGGAAGGUGUACAAGGGCAUGCUGGACAUCUUGAAGUGUACGGUGUCCAGUUUGGAACAUUCCUACACAAACGAGGUCGUUGGAGGAAUGGCCAGUGUGUUCAUUCUAUUGGAGAUAGCACGCACACAUUAUCAAACCAAAGACCCGGAAAAGCGCAAGCGAAGCCCCACAGACAGUGCUGGUAGCCCAGGGAGUAAAGAGAGUCCUUCUGGUCGCAUGGAGGCUGCCAAACCUCAAGGUCUUCUCAACGUUCCCCAUCUGCAGCUACCUCAUCACACUACGGGCAGAGGGGCCCGCCAUUUUGAUACCCGGAGUCUGAAUGAAGAAAACUUUAUUGCCUCCAUUGAAUUGUGGAGCAAGCACCAGGAUAAGCAAAAAUCUAUGGAAAAACCACAGAGGGCUGAAGGGGCAAAGCAGCAGCGCCCUCAGGUGACUGAUGCAGAGGAGAAGAAAUCACAGAUCAGUGCUGAUAGUGGUCUCAGUGUCACGUCUGCUUCUCAGAAGAGCGACACAGAGUCCGUAACAAGUUCAAAACCUCCCAUCUUGACGAGAAGUACCAGCCAAGACUCGGAGGCAAGCACGGUGAUAAGCUUUAGCUCUGGAGAGACACUGGGUGCUGACAGUGACUUGAGCAGCACGGCGGGAGAUGGCCUGGGUGGGAGAAGCGCUCUGCAUUUAGCUCAGUCCAGAGGGACCCUCUCUGACAGUGAGAUUGAAACAAACCCUGCCACCAGCUCAGUCUUUGGAAAGACUCAUACACUGAAACCAGGGGCAAAAGAGCACGCAACUGCAAUGGCAAAGGGGAUGCCCACUCAGCCUAUGGAGGAUAUCAGUAUGAGGAUCUAUCUUUGCGAAGGCCUGCUUGGCCGUGAUAAGAGCUCCGUUUGGGAUCAACUAGAGGAUGCUGCCAUGGAAACCUUUUCGCUAAGUAAAGAGCGCUCAACGCUUUGGGACCAGGUGCAGUUCUGGGAGGAUGUCUUCUUAGAUGGUGUCAUGUUAGAGCGUGAAGGGAUGGGAUUGGACCAGGGACCCCAAGAGAUGAUUGAAAGGUACCUGUCAUUGGGAGAACAUGACCGCAAGCGUCUGGAGGACGAUGAGGACAAACUGCUGACUACCUUGCUGCACAACAUGGUUGCAUACAUGCUCAUGAUGAAAGUGAGCAAAAAUGACAUCAAGAAGAAAGUGAGACGUUUGAUGGGAAAGUCCCACAUUGGCCUCACCUACAGCCAAGAGAUCAAUGAGCUGCUGGACAAAUUGACCCAAAUGAACGGCCGUGAGCUGUCUAUCAGGGCCUGUGGAAGCCGUCAUAUCAAGAAGCAAACGUUUGUUGUACAUGCUGGUACUGAUACAACCGGCGACCUUUUUUUCAUGGAGGUCUGUGACGACUGCAUAGUCCUGCGUAGCAACAUUGGCACAGUGUAUGAGCGCUGGUGGUACGAAAAGCUCAUCAACAUGACUUACUGCCCCAAGACCAAAGUUUUAUGUCUCUGGAGACGCAACGGCCAAGAGACACAACUCAAUAAGUUCUAUACCAAAAAGUGUCGCGAACUCUACUACUGUGUUAAAGAUAGUAUGGAAAGAGCUGCAGCCAGACAGCAGAGCUCAAAACCAGGCCCAGAGUUGGGGGGAGAGUUUCCGGUCCAGGACAUGAAAACUGGCGAGGGAGGAUUGCUGCAAGUCACGCUGGAAGGAAUCAACCUGAAAUUCAUGCACAGUCAGGUUUUCAUAGAGCUGAGUCACAUAAAAAAGUGCAAUACAGUGAAGGGAGUCUUUGUCCUGGAGGAAUUUGUUCCUGAAACUAAAGAAGUGGUGAUCCACAAGUACAAGACCCCCAUGGCACAUCAGAUCUGUUACUCCGUCCUCUGUCUGUUCUCCUACGUGGCAGCUGUGAAGGGGAAGGAGGCGGACGGAAAAGCCAAGAUUCUCUCCCCAAGACCCCUUCCUAGCUAGUGACCCCCCUCCCUCCCCCACCUGUCCCAGUUCUAUGUGCCUCUACCUGAAGCGGCGUCACUCAGCAGACAAAUCCCUUGGCGACCCGGAAGCACACAAACGUACACCACGUUUGGUCCCCCGAACCCCGGGAAAGGGGUCAUCUCUCCAAACCCCUCGUCGAUUUGUCUUCAGUAACGAUGGAACCGAGUGCAUGCAGGUCCCAUGCACCCCCCCAACUCCUGUUACCAUGGUGACGUGCAUACAUUAGUGACAUCACUGGCCGACCCUUUUUGUCCAACUACUGUUCUACUCCUAACCUCGUCUGUGCCCUGCUGUUUAUCACGUCUAGCAUGUUACAUGUGUGUAUAUAUAUAUAUAUAUAUCAUAUUUAUUUACAUUGUUGCUGUAUAUUUCACACUAAAAAUAAUAUAUCAACUAUGGAAUUGCUUAAAGCGCAAUACUGAGUUGUUCGCCAUUCCAGCAGCUUUCCGUCCUAUUUGGCGUUCACAGGGUCUAACAUCAGUUUUUUUUUUCUUUGUAUUGCUCAACGUGAAUUUUAAUAUAAUAAGUGUGAUUUCUUCUAAGUGUGAAGACAAAACAAUGUUCCUUCGGUGACGUGUGUGCAUUUCAGGUGAUCGGGAGUUUUUCUGUCUACUGUCCCCAAAGUGUCAUCCCUCAAGUCAAAUAUUGGUCACGUGACUUAAAGUUAAUUGGUUCCUGUAAAAAAUAUUAUUCAUCUGUUGAAAUGUGAACAUGAACGCCGGAAUAAUCUCCGCUCCAAUUCAGGCUUGUUGUGCUUCGAGUCAUGUUGUCAUUGUGUGUGAGGAGAAACAUGAAAGGCCAAGUGAGUAUUUCCCACGUGUACAGCGUUAGCAAUACAGUAAUAAAGUUGUCCCAACAUGGA
Entelurus aequoreus (snake pipefish) is the source of this 6366-nucleotide messenger RNA. It is a transcript of the gene madd, whose product is annotated as MAP-kinase activating death domain. Gene Ontology annotation, molecular function: guanyl-nucleotide exchange factor activity. NCBI's taxonomy places the organism in Eukaryota, Metazoa, Chordata, Actinopteri, Syngnathiformes, Syngnathidae. Gene Ontology annotation, cellular component: cytosol. The record is from RefSeq and is a predicted model, not a curated record. The transcript is spliced from 38 exons. Gene Ontology annotation, biological process: regulation of Rab protein signal transduction; regulation of apoptotic process. Bases 438 to 5480 code for a protein of 1680 amino acids.